CUGUCAGACAGUGAACAAUGAGUGCUAAUUAGGGGACUUAAAAUAGAAAAAAGCUUAGUUCCAGAGAGUAGUUCACUGCUGGGAUAAAGGAACAAGGCAAGGAUGGUUCUCUCUCUUCAUACAUAUUCAAGCAUAUCCUGAGAAAGAAGGUUGGCUGUGUGUCAGGGGAGCACUACAAAAGAUUGGUGCUUGAAGAGAGGGCUGAAUUUCAAGCCAGCCAAGAUAGUUACAAAGUGGAUUGAAGAGGCCCGGCCAUGUUUGCCAAGAUCUGAAACUUGUUUCAAAAGCAGUGUUUGCAUUUUAGUCACUGCAGCAGCUGAAAGACUACUGAAUAAUCGAGGGAUAGUUGAGUGGCAUCAGACUGUCACAAUGAAGUACUUCUGUUUCACAUUGUUUCUGGUUCUGUUCAUUAUUGAACUGCAAAGAUGUGACGGAUCAGCAACAAGAGGACAGGGGCUGAAGGGGCGCAUGCAGCGGGACAGACGCAACAUCAGACCCAACAUUAUCCUGAUCCUCACUGAUGACCAGGAUGUUGAGCUUGGCUCUAUGCAGGUGAUGAACAAAACUCGGAAGAUAAUGGAACAGGGAGGUGCUUCCUUCACAAAUGCCUUUGUAAGCACACCAAUGUGUUGUCCUUCACGGUCCUCCAUGCUGACAGGGAAGUACGUCCACAAUCACAACACGUACACCAACAACGAGAACUGCUCUUCUCCUUCGUGGCAGGCCCAGCACGAGCCCCGGUCCUUUGCUGUGUACCUCAACAACACAGGCUACAGAACAGCUUUCUUUGGGAAAUACCUCAAUGAAUAUAAUGGUAGCUACAUACCACCAGGGUGGCGAGAAUGGGUUGGGCUGAUCAAAAAUUCCCGCUUUUACAAUUACACCGUCUGUCGGAACGGUUACAAGGAAAAGCAUGGAGCAGAUUAUGCCAAGGAUUAUUUCACAGAUUUAAUUACCAACGACAGUAUUAAUUACUUCAGAAUCUCCAAACGGAUGUACCCCCACAGACCGGUAAUGAUGGUCAUCAGCCAUGCCGCCCCACACGGACCAGAGGACUCGGCCCCACAGUUCUCAGAGCACUUCCCCAAUGCCUCCCAGCACAUUACACCCAGUUACAAUUAUGCACCCAACAUGGAUAAGCAUUGGAUUAUGCAAUACACUGGCCCAAUGAGGCCCAUAAACAUGGAGUUUACCAAUUUUCUGCAUCGGAAAAGAUUGCAGACGCUACUCUCUGUGGAUGAUUCUGUUGAAAAGGUAUAUGAAAUGCUUGUGGAGACUGGAGAGCUGGACAACACCUACGUCAUAUACACAGCUGAUCAUGGCUACCAUAUCGGACAGUUUGGUCUAGUGAAAGGAAAAUCCAUGCCUUAUGAUUUUGACAUCAGAGUCCCAUUCUUUGUCCGUGGUCCCAACAUUGAACCAGGAUCAAUCAAUCGUCAUAUGGUUUUAAAUAUUGACCUUGCUCCAACAAUUCUGGACAUCGCAGGACUCGAUACACCUCCAGAUAUGGAUGGAAAAUCUAUCUUAAAACUAUUGGAACCAGAAAAACCAGGAAACAGGUUCAAAUCAAAUCGAAAACCUAAAGUCUGGCGGGAUACAAUCCUUGUGGAGAGAGGAAAGUUUCUUCGUAAGAAGGAGGAGAGCGGCAACAAUAAUAUGCAGCAGUCUAACAACCUGCCCAAGUACGAGAGGGUGAAGGAGCUAUGCCAGCAAGCAAAAUACCAGAGCGCCUGUGAGCAGCCCGGACAGAAAUGGCAGUGUAUUGAGGACACAACAGGAAAGCUGCGAAUUCAUAAAUGCAAAGGGUCUCUGAAAGUUUCAGCAAAAAGAAAGCGGACAAGGAGCCUGCGAUCCAGAGGGUACAGUUCCAAGGAGAAGGAGUGUGACUGCGGGAAACCUGACUACAAGCCGGCCAGAGGGGAAAGACGGAAUCAAAGACAGCUUUCUCAGACUAACCAAAGGUACAAGCCACGCUUUGUUCACACACGGCCAACCAGGUCCCUGUCAGUAGAAUUUGAGGGGCAAGUUUACGAUAUUGACCUUGAGGAAGAGGCACAGCCGGCUGAUGAGCCGCGGAACAUCAGCAAGCGCCAUUAUGACCUAGAAGUGGAGGAUGACUUGGAAGAAAUGCUGGCUGAUGACAAUGCAGUGAGACAGCCCAGCUCUGUAAAAGUCACUCACAAAUGUUACAUUCUGGUCAAUGACACAGUGCAUUGCGAGAGAGAAAUCUACCAGUCAUCCAGGGCCUGGAGGAACCAUAAGAGCUACAUCGCCCAAGAGAUUGAAGCUCUUCAAGACAAAAUUAAGAAUUUGAGAGAAGUGAGGGGACAUCUAAAGCGAAGACGACCAGAUGAAUGUGACUGUAGUAAGAGUUACUUUAACAAAGAAAAGGCACCAAGAAACAAAGAAAAAAAGAAAAGUAACCAUCGUCUCCAUCCCUUUAAGGAAGCAGUACAGGAGGUUGAUGGUAAAGAGCAGAAUUUUAAUGAGAGUCGGCGAAAAAAAAAGGAGAGAAAGCAAAAGAAACGCUUGAAGAAAGGGGAUGACUGCAGUCUGCCAGGCCUCACCUGCUUUACACACGACAACGACCACUGGCAGACCGCACCCUUCUGGAACUUGGGGUCGUUCUGUGCAUGUACCAGUGCCAAUAACAACACUUACUGGUGUUUACGAACAAUUAACGACACACACAAUAUCCUCUUCUGUGAGUUUGCUACUGGCUUCUUGGAAUAUUUUGACAUGAACAGUGAUCCUUAUCAGCUGACAAAUGCAGUGCACACUGUUGACAGGGAAGUCCUGAAUGAGCUUCAUCUACAGUUAAUGGAGCUGAGAAGCUGUCGGGGUCAUAGACAGUGUAACCCUAGGCCUAGGGGACUUGAAACAGAGGAGAGCAACUAUGGAAUGGAUGGGAAGGCUAAACUGCCAAACUUUACUGAGGACGUCAACUGGCAAGGACUGGAAGAUUUGUACGGUGUGAACGAGAUGACGUUUGAGAACAGAUACAAUUAUAGUCUUAGCCUGGAUGACUGGACUAAUUAUUGGAAGGACGUAGAUAGUAUGUUUGCACUGCUAAGCAUUUUUUAUGAACAAAAUGAAAUAAAUAAGUCUGAUGCCCUUAAUGAGGAUGGGGCUUCAUCUGACUUCUCCACAGGGUCCGGACUGGGGGAAAUUCCCCCAAUGGAAGACAAAUCAAGCGGUACAAUGAUGACCGUGGAUAACAUGCAGCCUACUGUGCCCGCGGCAGACUCUGAAACUGUAAGAUUCAGUUCAGAUUUUAAAACUCUUGAAAAUAAACGUGAAUCCCAUAAUGACAUACCUGGGAGAAUCAUUCCAGACUUGGAAUACUGGAGGAGCGGUCAAAAGGAAACGUGGGCCAAACAGGUGGAAGAGCACUUGGACAAUGACGGGUUCGUUUUCAGUGGAAAUGGUUUGACCGAGGUGGAGACCAGACAUAGCUUUGUUCUACAGUCAGUCUCCCAUCAGCAGGACUUUGUCCGAAAUGACGUUGAGGAGGAGGACAUAUUUGAAGGCCAAGGUUACCUUCCAGUAGAUACAGACAGCCCCUUCCUUCACCAAACUGCAAAUCUUACAACACAGAUGGGCACUACUGCUCCUCUUAAACAAGCAACCACACAUAACAGCAGCAAAAACAAUCCAACCGAACAACGAACCUCUGAAAACUUCAGAACAGAAGGCAGUGGCUUGUCCUCCCAUCCCUUCAAUUGAAUACAAGUUUUAAAGUAGCACAUUAAGAUGACAGACUCCAGAAGGCAUAAAGAGACAAUGGGACAUAUUUCAUUGCCAAAUGGGUCAAGAUAUCUUGGUUUCAAAAGUAGAGAUUUCCAGGUUUAGAAAUGCUGCAUUCUAUUUGUAUUUGUACUAUUUUUUUUUUUACAACAGGUUCUUAAAAUAAUUAGACAA
This is a messenger RNA of Polyodon spathula (Mississippi paddlefish), 3921 nucleotides long. Its product is annotated as extracellular sulfatase Sulf-1-like. Bases 370 to 3726 code for a protein of 1118 amino acids. Gene Ontology annotation, cellular component: cell surface; endoplasmic reticulum; Golgi apparatus. The record is from RefSeq and is a predicted model, not a curated record. NCBI's taxonomy places the organism in Eukaryota, Metazoa, Chordata, Actinopteri, Acipenseriformes, Polyodontidae. The transcript is spliced from 19 exons. Gene Ontology annotation, molecular function: glycosaminoglycan binding; N-acetylglucosamine-6-sulfatase activity; calcium ion binding.